This is a messenger RNA of Bufo gargarizans (Asiatic toad), 1192 nucleotides long. RefSeq lists its product as uncharacterized. The transcript is spliced from 2 exons. The coding region runs from base 276 to 1112 and encodes 278 amino acids. Lineage: Eukaryota; Metazoa; Chordata; Amphibia; Anura; Bufonidae. The record is from RefSeq and is a predicted model, not a curated record.
CCGUUGUAAUGUAUUCUGUGGCUUUUUUGGGCAAGUUUGAACACAUGUGCCAUGUUGAACAGUAUCUUUAAUCUGCUCUCUCUUGGCAGUUACAUGAAAUAGUCUUUUGAAAAGCCAAUAUCCCCAUAUUUUCGCCAUUCCUGAAAUUGUCUACCAUUCUCUUUCACCCACAAGUGGAGAUGUGCAUAUUUUAAAUUUGAAUCAUUCCAUAAAUUCAACGCGCUUUUCUUUUGAAAUAAACAAAUUUGAGUAAUUCUCAGUUUAUUCAACUUUGGAUGCUUGUUUUGACAGUGAAAAAUGUAAAGGUCCGCUGGAACAGCUGUAGGGACCAGUUCCGGAGGGAGCUAAACGAAAAGGGCCGCAGCGGAGAAGGGACGUCGCGCAAAAGGCCCUACAUCUAUACUCAGCAGCUGAGCUUCCUUCGUCCGGUGAUGGAGUUGAGGCCAACUGUGGACAAUCUGGAGGACAGUGACGAAUCAGAGGAGGGCGGUGAAGAAACCCCUGCUGUAUUUUCCCCGGAUUCAAGCCCCCAACAUUCCCCAGUGUUGGAAACCACUGAACCACCCAUGGGAACCAGUGGUGGGGAACCUGAAAGGCCUGAAACAAGACCACAGCCCAGGAGGAGGAGGAGGAAUGCCCCUCAGUCGUCCUCUGAGCUAGCGAAUCGGGAAAUGAUAGAUGCCCGAGUCAUCCAGUUCCUAGCUCAGAGGAGGACUGAUGGGCAUGAAGAAACUAUGCUUAGGGGGCUUGCGCCAAUGUUGAAGCUCGUUCCCCAAGCGAGCCAGCAACAAUGCAUGGCCUCUCUUUUGUUGGUCCUUAAAAUGUUCUCCCUGCCAUACCAGGGAGACAUUUUAGGGGAUAUCAAUAAUUUAUUGAAGAAAUACAUGGUGGCUACGAAUCAGCAGCCACCAACUUUUCAGCAGGCACCGCAUCCUUUCCAUGGACAGCAAUCUGGGGGUCCCACUUUCCAGGGCUCCCAAGAGCAGAACCCUACCCUUGCCCAGUCCUUUAAUGUGGGCAUGUUUGCUGCUGCUCCCCCUCAACCAGCCCAGGUGCGUCCGGCGUCGUCGUACGCCCCUGGCUCGUUUUCCCGAGACUUAUUUGAAUUGUAAAUUUUAGUUUAUUUGGUUUGUGUGCUGCUAUUGCUUGCAUUAUUAAGUGACAAAAUUACUCUUUUUGAAAUCAAAAAAAA